AUGGCCACGCUCACCCGCCCGGUCGACGAGGACCUGUUGUCUGGCGCCAUAACCGUACCCGACCCCGGUCCUGCACCCGCGCCAUUUACUCUGCAGGAUCGGCUGGCGAUUGCACGGGCGCAGGUCGAGGCGCAAGCGGCGGAACGUUCGCUCGAUGGCGCAGCGUCGCGGGACUGCGAGACAGAGGGCGUCGCGCUCGUCCAGCAGACAGUGCUCACGACCCUCUCCGAUUUAUUAUUACCCUCGCCCGCACGACGACACUCGAUGCCCGCGCCCUCCUCGGCAUCCGCCUCGCCCUCGCCCACCGCCGCAUUACGCAAUCUCGUCCUCACGCUCCGCGAACGUGCCGCCGGCACAGAGAUGGUCGAGGCCGGCGACGUGCGCGCGCUGGACGAGACGUCGCUCCUUGCCGAACUCGGCCAGCGCGUCGAACACGUCGAGCUGCCCGGCGCGGACGGCGAUCUGGCGCGUGCCCUGGCCCGUGUACUCGGACUUCUUGAUCGGCUCAAUAGAGUUGGGCUCGCGUCGCCUGCUGUCGGCGAACACGACGGAGACGGGGAUAUCGACAUCUAUUCUACGCUCGCACGACAGCUGGCGGCUUUACAAGCUACGGCUCAGCCCGAGUCCCCGUUACCGCCCGUCCAAGCCGUCGAGCGUGCCUUGCUCUGGGACAGACUCUCAAGCGACCUCGAGACCGUCUUGCAACUCUGCCGCGCCCGCGCUGAGAUGCUACCGCCCCCAUCACCGUCACUCGACUUUGACGGCUUACCGGCAUACUACGAUAACGAGGAGAAGGAGCGGGAUAACGACAGGGAUAAGCCGCCCGUGUACGAGGACAGUCCCGCGGGUGCAGCGAUCAGGGCCAGUGCUGCGGACGAGAAGAUGAGGAUGGACCUCGACGCCGUCACGGGCGCUAUCGAUCGCCUGUACCGUCUCGCGCCACAACUGCACUCUCAGCGCGCAGAGCUGCGCAUCAAAACGCCUACGCCGACUUCGGCGAAGGGAAAGCAAAAGGCGACGCCGGCGGAUGAGGCGAAGCUCGAUGCGGCGGACUUGGACGGCAUGUUGAAUCUCAUCGGAAGGGCGUCGGCUAGGAAGAUGGCGGACCAGACGGCACGGAUGGAUCCUGGCGUGCUUGCGCGCGCGAAAGAGCGCUCUGAGGCGCAGCGGAACGAGUUUGUUGGGAAGCUUGUCGAGCAUGCGGGGUCCCGACGGAUGACGGGGCAGGACGCGGCGCCGCCAAGGGAGAGGGAUCCAGAGGCGCGGCUGAUGACGUUGCCGGAGUUCAUCAGGGAGAGUUCGAGAGAGCGGAGAGAAGAGCGAGAACGAGAGGUGAAGGAGAGGGAAGGGCGCGAGAGAGCCAAGACGCCGCCGAAUCUGGACAAGAGACGCAGUCUGAAGUCUCUGAGGAGCAGGAGCAUGAGCGCGCCUUCGCUAUCCUGGUUCUUGCGCCCAUCGUCAGGAUCAUCGUCCCGCCUACGACCAUCAUCGUCAGGCUCGACCGAUUCGGUAUCCGAAGAGCCCGAGCCGAAAGAGCGCGCGUUGACUUAUGUGGCGGAGCAUCACGCGGCGCUUAAGCAUGUUCUCGCGUUCAUCAGCAUGGACGGAAAGCUCGGGCUCGGGAACUUGGAGUAUGAGGUUGAGGAUGGGGAGUUGGUCGUGAGCGGGACGAGGAUGCCGUUGCCUGCGCCUGUUGCGGAGGGGAAAGUCGUGCCGUGGACGCAGGCCCAGGGUCAUCUGGAGUUGAAGCUACCGACUACGAGCUCUGCUUCCUCGUCUUCUCGGCCGAAUUCGCGUGCUGCAACCCGUACUCCUACAACGCCCAAUACGCCACACGAUGACGCUGAUGAGCCAGCGCCAUUACUGGACGCGACGACGCUCUCCUCUCUCCGCCCACAUACCUUAUCGUGCUCAUCCUGUUCUCUACCGCUUGUGCGCACGGGUCACGAUGCGCAGUGGGACGAUCUACCGAGCGAACAUUGGGCGGAACUCGUGGACGCAUGGAUGUGUCACGGCGAUAUGGCUUUAAACGAGCGUGUCGCCCGACACGCAAGAGGGAUGUGGCCGCGCGAUGGGCAGGUGCUUGUCGGCGGGAGCUACGUACUCGUCGGAUCAAGAGACGUCGUACAGUCAGGAUUGCGGGUCGGGGCGGCCAAGCCUGGCGAGGACUGGCGCUCCGUGCGCUGUAAAUGCGGGACCUACUCCGGUCGAUGCCAAGACGUCGACAGUGAAGACGGCCCACAAACCGUCUUCCGCUUCGCGAAAUACGCCAUCCGGCCCAUGACCGCCUCAGCCGACCCACCACGGAUCCCGCUAUCCGCAUUCGUACUGGCCGAUAUGGACGAGCAUGCCGCUGCGCACGCGACGUAUCGGUUCGUUGUGCUUGACGAGGAAGAAGCGCGUCCGAGAUUGUUGUUGUGGUUGUUCAAGCCGAGCUUGAAGCUUGCGUAUCGGUUGCCGAAGCAUUAUAUGUUGCCGGAGAGGGACUGUGUGAGGGCGGGCAAGGUGCUGUAUAAGAUCUUGGGACCGGGCACUCAGGGCGUUGACUUCGCUACGCUGCUCAACCGAUAUCCGGGCUUCCCGCAGGCGGAACAUCUGAUGUACCCGAAGGACGUGUGUACACGGAUUGCGGCGCUGUUGAAGGAGAGCACGAAGUGUUACCCCGAGAGCUUGAGGACGAUGACGGGACUCGAUGUCGGGUGGCUGUUGCGCGCCUAA
Messenger RNA from Peniophora sp. CBMAI 1063, 2718 nucleotides. The record is from the annotation of a GenBank genome assembly. Lineage: Eukaryota; Fungi; Basidiomycota; Agaricomycetes; Russulales; Peniophoraceae.